Molecule: messenger RNA, 3423 nt
Organism: Stylonychia lemnae
Lineage: Eukaryota; Ciliophora; Spirotrichea; Sporadotrichida; Oxytrichidae
Source: the annotation of a GenBank genome assembly
AUGGAUACCAUAUAUGAUCUUGAAGUAUCAAAAGAGGAUGAAAUGUUGCUAAGAAACAGUUGGAAGCUGAUAUCCACGUGCCAGUUCAUCAAUCUUUUUAAAAAUGUACUAAAAAUAAAGGAUGCAGUCACGCCUUAUGACUUAGAGCAAAGUUUACUCAGGCCAUAGCAUGAUCCUCUAUGUGCUGAGAUAAUGAGCAGACUCUUACAAAAGAAGAUUGUAAAAAAAGGUGAAAAUGGGGAAAAUAUCAUUAAAUAAGAGACAUUUUAGACUCUCGAUUACGAUAGUUGGAAUAUUUUGCUGGCUAAGAAAUUUUCUAUGAUGCAUAAGAACUACCGCAAAUUUUCCAUUAAAUUCUUAGGCAGGGACCCUCUAGAGAAGCUAAAUGAAAAUGCGUAGCUCUCCUCUCAGAUCCCAGAUGAGGAAUUGAAAAUGCAAUCUGAUUAAGUCAUCGCUGACCUUCAGAAUGAGGAAUAAAAGGUAGAUCAGUUGAUUUAAUAGGAGAAGGAAGAUUUGAAAUAAGAUGAUAAUAUGAAUAGCAAUUAAAAGGAGAGUAAGGAGGAGAUAAAGUAGGAAAUUUUACUAAAUCAAGUGAGUGAACGACUAACACGCUCUAGAUUAGCUAAGAAAAACGCUCCAUAAUCGCAAGAGAACUAAGAAUAGAAAAAUACAAAAAAACCAGAAAAGAAUAAGAAAGGCGGGAAAAAUUAGAAGCAAUCUUAAUCUUAAUAGGCAUCCUAGUAAGUAGUAGAGGAAAAAGAAAUAGCAAUUGAGCAGUAAUGGUCAUCUGAUAUAAGAGAGCAUUUAUUAAAACAGCAUAACGAGUAAAACUUAACUGUUAGAUUCUCUCAUGAGGCAGCUGUUGGUGGACUUGGCCUAUAAAACCAAUGGAGGACUGAGUCACUAUAGAUUAUCAAACUAUUUAAUGAGGAGUUAGAUGGAUUAGAUCCAUUUUAUAUAGAAGGACAAGAUUGGUAAUAAUAGCAAAAAGAAGAUUAAACAAACUAUUGGAGCAAUUUUGUUGAUACUGAAAAUAUUGAGGACUUUGAAGAUUAUUAAUAUCCUAUGUAGUACGGAAAAAAUAACCAACUGGAAGUAUUAUUUAAGAAAUAUCAUGAAAUUCCGACAAGAUACCGCCUAGAAAUAAUAUAUUUUCUUUGUCAAAAUAAGCUAGAUCAAGAGUCACCAGAAUUUAUGUAGGAAGUUCAAAAUAUAUAAUAAACUAAACCUACAAAAUUUGAAAAUGAUGAAGGACUACCUUUUAAAAUGAGUGAAGAGCUAAAAAUAUGGCUUGAACCUAUUAAUAUGGGGUUAUUAAAGCCUUUAGGAGUCCUAGUUUAGGAAUAUGGACCUUUAAAAUAGAAUGAGAUUGAAGUUAAAAUUAUUCCUGGAAAGUAUUAUUACUUCCCAUACUUCUAGGACACUAGAAUAUAUAGACAGUCUUUUGAUUUUAAGGAUUUUGAGCUUUAUCUUGAGGAUUAUGAGUUGAUCUAAAUAUUCAUAAACCUCUUAAAAGAGAAUGAGGAUAAAGAAGAAUGCUUUGAAUUCUUAGAGAAGCUAACUAAAUACUUAGAUCAGCUAAAGAAAAAUGCAGAGGAAAUGAAGUGGAAAGAAUAGACGAAAGUGAGAAAGUUAAAGUCUCAGAUAAGAUCUCGAAAAUUAUAAGAUCUAUCAAGGAAAAAAUUAUAAUUCGAAGGCAGGUCAAAUCAACUAUAAACAGAUUUCCUCCAUCACACUCAAGGCAAUGUAAUGACAAGAAGAUAGAUUGAUAAUGUAAAAUCUAAAAUCACAAAGUAGGUAUAAAAUUAAGAUGAUGGCAAAAGAAGGGAAAAUCGAGAAAGAGGAGCUACUAAUGCCGUGUCAAAGUAUCACGAAAUUUAAAAACAAAAAUAGGAAAAAGAAAAGCAUGACAGGUAGAGAAGAUUGGAGAAGAGAAUGAGACUCAAAGAGAGGAUAGCUAAUGGAGGAGCUCUUGGGAAGAGAAAACGUAGAGGUUAAGACAGUGAAGAAGAGGAUAGCUAUGAUGAUGAGUAUGAUGAGGAGGAGGGUGAAAAUUAAGAAGAGGGCAGCAAUGGAGGUCUGAAAAAACGUGUUAAAAAGUUAGAAGAAUCUUUUGAGGAGGAAAAAGAGUAGCCAUAAUAUGAUAUCCUUCUAAAUGGAGAUCUGCUAAUGAUAUUUUAGAGAGAUGCUGAAGAUCCUAUAAAGAUCAUCAAUGAGACAAUGGUUAUAAAAGGAAACUGGAGAUUAAGUGUAGAAGAGUAGUCUGAGGAAUUUAUUUACAAAAAAAUAAAUAAUCCAGUUGAGGAAAAUUUACUUACUGAAUUAUUUUGUGAAAAUCCUCAUAGCAAGAUAUAAAUAUCAACAAAUCCAAUCAGAGCUAACAAUCCUUAACAAUAGGCAGUAGUUGAUAAAUUUUUGGAAUCUUAGGGUCUAUAUUAGGGUUACUUCAAAUACAAUGAAGAAGAUGUGACAGAGAGUUUUAGCUUUAUUCUUAGAAAGCCUCUUGUCCCCACAAAAAAAUAACAUUGCUUUGAUAUAUGUGGUUACGGAGCAAAUAACAUUGGACCUUUCUUGAUGGAAGGCUAAUUGCAACUCUAUAGCCUAGAUAAGUUGUAAGAAAAAGAUGGAGUGAAAAAUUUUAAGAAGUUAAAAUUAGGAAAAUUCCAUCUGUAAAAGAAAUAUCAAAAGAAAAUUUUGGAUGAAUUGGUAGAAGAUGUAAGAAAUGAGAGAUAAUUUUAAAAUAAACAAAUAGACUUUGAUCAAGAAGCAUUGAUAGCUUAAUUUAAGAACAAGAACUUUAAAACUCCAAAUAAGACCUUAUAAAGUACGACAAUAUUUAUAGCGAAAUAGCAAGUUCCUCAAUAGAAUCAAGUAUUCAAUAUUGAGUUUAUCAAUGGGAAUCAUUUGAAUGGGUUUAACAGUAGGAAUGAUAAUAACUCUUCCGUUCCUCGCUUACCAUCUAUGAGUUAAAACUAUACUCCCAUUGUUGAAAAGAAUAAUUCUCCAUAAAUCUAACUCUAGUAAUUGCUAUAAAGCUAAAAGUCAUAAAUAAUGGACCCAAAUGCAUUGGAUAUUCCAAACUAAACUGGAGAAAUAAUGAUAAUUGAAUAAAAUAACUAAUCAACCUAAGAAAUAAAUACAGUCUAAUAAGCAUUAUUCAGCUAAAUAAUAGAGAAAAAUAAUGAAACUGAGAAUUUAUAAUACAAUAUAGAAAAUGCUCCAAUGAUUGCCCAAGUGAAUCUAAAUUAAUCACUUCAGCAAGUUAAUCAGUUUAUUCCAAAUCCAAAUUUAGAUAUCAACCUACUACUUUAAGCUUAGCUAUUACAAUAGCAGCAAAUGCUCUAACAAAACUAGUUCUUAUUAAUGAAUGGGUCAUCUCAACAGUAAAUUCAUUACCCACCGAGUAACAGCAAUAAUGUAUGA